This is a messenger RNA of Malurus melanocephalus (red-backed fairy wren), 1587 nucleotides long. It is a transcript of the gene GSR, whose product is annotated as glutathione-disulfide reductase. Bases 34 to 1428 code for a protein of 464 amino acids. NCBI's taxonomy places the organism in Eukaryota, Metazoa, Chordata, Aves, Passeriformes, Maluridae. The record is from RefSeq and is a predicted model, not a curated record. The transcript has 13 exons. Gene Ontology annotation, biological process: glutathione metabolic process; cellular response to oxidative stress; cell redox homeostasis. Gene Ontology annotation, cellular component: cytosol; mitochondrion. Gene Ontology annotation, molecular function: NADP binding; flavin adenine dinucleotide binding; glutathione-disulfide reductase (NADPH) activity.
GCGGAGCGGCGGGGCCAGACCGAGCUGGGAGCGAUGGCGGCGGCAGCCUACGAGCUGCUGGUGCUGGGAGGCGGCUCCGGGGGGCUGGCGGGGGCCCGGCGAGCGGCUGAGCUCGGUGCCCGGGUUGCGCUGGUGGAGCCGCGGCGCCUCGGCGGUACCUGCGUCAAUGUUGGGUGCGUGCCAAAGAAGGUGAUGUGGAACACGGCGGUUCAUGCAGAAUUUAUCCACGAUCACGCUGACUACGGCUUCGAAACACCCAGUGUCAAGUUUAACUGGAGGACCAUCAAGGAGAAGCGUGAUGCGUACGUGCGACGCCUCAACGACAUCUACGAGARCAAUGUCAAGAAGGCUCAGAUCGACAUCAUUCGUGGCUAUGGCAAGUUCACYGCUGAUCCUGAGCCCACCAUCGAAGUGAAUGGGAAAAAGUACACGGCCCCUCACAUCCUCAUAGCCACGGGUGGGCGCCCGGCCGUCCCUUCUGACAGCGAAAUUCCUGGUGCCAGCCUGGGGAUGACCAGUGAUGGAUUCUUUGACCUGGAGGAGCUGCCCAGGCGCAGCGUCAUUGUCGGGGCUGGCUACAUCGCUGUGGAGAUUGCGGGGAUCCUGUCCACRCUGGGCUCCAAAUCCUCCCUGCUCAUCCGCCAGGACAAGGUCCUGCGCACCUUUGACUCCCUGAUCAGCUCAAACUGCACCCAGGAGCUGGAGAACACCGGGGUGGAUGUCUGGAAGCACACUCAGGUCAAGAGGGUCACCAAGUCCUCGUGUGGGCUGCUGGAUGUGACAGUGAGCUCAGCAGUGCCCGGCCACAAGCCGACUGAGGGGGUGAUCCGGGAUGUGGACUGCCUGCUGUGGGCCGUGGGGCGGGAGCCCAACUCCGAGGGGCUGUGCCUGGACCAAGUGGGUGUGCAGGUGGAUGCCCAGGGUCACAUAGUGGUGGACGYGUACCAGAACACCAGCAGGAGAGGGAUCUACGCCCUCGGGGACGUGUGUGGCAGAGCCCUGCUCACCCCAGUGGCCAUUGCAGCUGGCAGGAAGCUGGCCCACAGGCUCUUYGAGGGCAAGCAGGACUCGCGGCUGGACUACGAGAACAUCCCCACYGUGGUGUUCAGCCACCCGCCCAUCGGCACCGUGGGACUCACCGAAGAGGAGGCCGUGGCCGCUCACGGGAGGGAAAACGUGAAGAUCUACAGCACUUCCUUCACUCCCUUGUACUAUGCUGUCACCCAGAGGAAGGUGAAGUGUGUCAUGAAGCUGGUGUGUGUUGGCAAGGAKGAGAARGUGGUGGGAUUGCACAUGCAGGGGCUGGGCUGUGACGAGAUCCUGCAGGGCUUCGCCGUGGCCAUCAAAAUGGGGGCCACCAAGGCCGACCUGGACAACACCGUGGCCAUCCACCCCACCUCUGCCGAGGAGCUGGUGACACUGCGCUGAGCCUGCGGGCACAGGGACCCUGGGGAUGGCAGCUGCGGCCUGGGAGAAAUGUUUGAUGUGUUUUUGAAGUGCCUUAGUGCUGGAUGGGGGCUGCAGGGGCGUGUCUGUAACGCGAGUGUGCUGUGGAAUAGAAGUAAAGGCGCUGAUGCUGGCGAGUCU